CCUUGCUCACACUUCCUAGUAUUUAUCUCCCCCUGCAGUCAGGGCACUUCCUUUUCCGGUCUCUCUACUGAGUUGAGCCAUGGCGCUCAAAAGAAACAACGUUAUCCCUAAUGGGCACUUCCAUAAAGACUGGCAGCGUAUGGUUAGAACAUGGUUCAACCAGCCUAUGCGCAAGCAGAGACGACGAUUGAAUCGUGCAAAGAAAGCUCGAGCGAUUGCUCCUCGCCCAGUUGCAGGCUCUCUCCGACCAGUUGUACGAUGCCCAACUUUCAAAUACAACACUCGUGUACGAGCAGGACGUGGCUUCACCCUCCAGGAAUUAAAGGGUGCUGCAAUCAACCCCAAGUUGGCAAAGACCAUUGGAAUUGCUGUUGACUUCCGCCGUCGCAAUGGAUCCAUGGAGUCACUACAACAAAAUGUCCAGAGACUAAAGGAGUACCGCUCCAAACUGAUCCUGUUCCCACGCAAACAGAGCAAGCCAAAGAAGGGUGAUGCCACUGCUGAGGAGAUCAAGAUGGCAACUCAGCUGAAGAAGGUAGUCAUGCCAGUGCAGCAGCCAGUCCAGCGUGAGAAGGCUCGAGUCAUCACGGAAGAAGAGAAGAAAUUCAAUGCAUUUAUUGUGUUGCGCCAGGCUCGUGCCAACAAAAGGCUGUUUGGUCGACGUGAAAAGAAGAAGAGAGAAGCCGAAGAUAAAGACAAAUAGAAAUGUUAUGUUGCAAAUGCUGGCAAUAAAAAAGUUUGUGCCACUUC
Pomacea canaliculata is the source of this 750-nucleotide messenger RNA. RefSeq names its product 60S ribosomal protein L13-like. The coding region runs from base 80 to 703 and encodes 207 amino acids. Gene Ontology annotation, molecular function: RNA binding; structural constituent of ribosome. Lineage: Eukaryota; Metazoa; Mollusca; Gastropoda; Architaenioglossa; Ampullariidae. The record is from RefSeq and is a predicted model, not a curated record. Gene Ontology annotation, cellular component: ribosome; cytosolic large ribosomal subunit. Gene Ontology annotation, biological process: translation. The transcript has 4 exons.